UGGGUGCAUCCAAAAUGAUCUCUCCGCAUUGCUACGAGCGUCAAAGGCUUGGAAGAUGGCGUCGGUCUUGGUUCGUCAGGCAGGACUCUCGGUGUUGAAAAACAGUCGUGUACCAACAUUUUCUGGGUUUUAUGCUAAUGGUUUCGGAGAGGCACUAUCUCAGUACCGAACAGUUGUGUACUCAGCAUCAGGUGGUAUUUUGCCAAAACCCAAGAAGACCUCAUUUGGCCUUUUCCGGAUUGCUGUGGUUGUGAUCCCCUUCCUGUAUGUCGGAACUCUGAUCAGCAAGAACUUUGCUGCGCUGCUGGAAGAGCAUGACAUCUUCGUCCCUGAGGAUGAUGACGAUGAUGACUGAAUGGUCUGUAUGCUCCAACAUAUGACCUGGGUAUGUAUGUAUAAUGAUCAAUGAAAUCAACUUUAGAAAAUGUAUCUCUUAACAUAAGCAAUAAAGAUGACAUUUGACCUCAGGGAAGGUGAGGCCUAUUACUGUGUUCUGUGUUCUCCCUCAACAGAGCGUAAUGUGUCGCCACUCAGACAAUGGGAAGACGUGUGACAGCUGAAAAGACUUGAGGAUCUUAAACUCAAAGCCUUUCUGGUUCUUCUCUCCCCAUCCAUUGUGAUGUGUGCCUGCCUGGAUACAGAGCUGUUUUAGAGAAGUGAUAGGACUAAUUCCUCCCUAGUGAUAACGUUUACAUGCACAGAUAAGUCUUACUAAAUAAAAUAAAUUGAUGUGCAAGAGGAAACCCUUGGAUCAGUUGAAGUUGCUUUUGAUUUAGCCAGUGAUAUCUUCUACAUUGCCGGAAAUACUUGUUCUGUUUUCAAUCAUUCUAGGGAUAUUGAAUUAUUUGGGGAGGUGACAGGCCUGCAUAGGUGUCCCUAUUUAUUUGGUUUCUGAUAUAGGUUAUCAAGAACCUUUGGUGCUUUUUAUUCCAACCUGUUGCAUUUGUUUUUGAUGAACUGAUCUAAUAAAGUCGACCUAUAUGUAAUGUC
Salvelinus namaycush (lake trout) is the source of this 990-nucleotide messenger RNA. It is a transcript of the gene smdt1b, whose product is annotated as single-pass membrane protein with aspartate-rich tail 1b. Lineage: Eukaryota; Metazoa; Chordata; Actinopteri; Salmoniformes; Salmonidae. Gene Ontology annotation, cellular component: mitochondrial inner membrane; uniplex complex. The coding region runs from base 56 to 355 and encodes 99 amino acids. Gene Ontology annotation, biological process: calcium import into the mitochondrion; mitochondrial calcium ion homeostasis. The record is from RefSeq and is a predicted model, not a curated record. The transcript is spliced from 2 exons.